Messenger RNA from Hypoxylon fragiforme, 736 nucleotides. Its product is annotated as RING/U-box. Gene Ontology annotation, cellular component: nucleus; cullin-RING ubiquitin ligase complex. The transcript is spliced from 3 exons. NCBI's taxonomy places the organism in Eukaryota, Fungi, Ascomycota, Sordariomycetes, Xylariales, Hypoxylaceae. Gene Ontology annotation, biological process: protein ubiquitination; ubiquitin-dependent protein catabolic process. Gene Ontology annotation, molecular function: cullin family protein binding; zinc ion binding; ubiquitin protein ligase activity. Bases 88 to 456 code for a protein of 122 amino acids. The record is from RefSeq and is a predicted model, not a curated record.
CCAGCGCAAGACAAGCAGAUCCGGUCUAUUACCUAUCGAAAAGACAAUAUAAUAACGACCCCUCUCCUAAAACAUACUACUACUACAAUGGCGGACGUCGAUAUGACUGAUGCGCCAAACACCUCCACCUCCGUGGCCAAGAAAGAGCGCAAGGGCGGUGACGUUGACAGCAAGGGUGAUGCGAAGAAGCGUUUCGAGGUGAAGAAGUGGAAUGCUGUCGCCUUAUGGGCCUGGGAUAUCGUCGUCGACAACUGCGCUAUCUGCCGAAACCACAUUAUGGAUUUAUGCAUUGAAUGCCAGGCAAACCAAGCUUCGGCCGCCAGUGAAGAGUGCACCGUUGCUUGGGGGAUUUGCAAUCACGCAUUCCAUUUUCAUUGCAUAUCUAGAUGGCUUAAGGCUCGACAAGUUUGCCCAUUAGACAACCGUGACUGGGAAUUCCAGAAGUAUGGUCGUUAAGGUCGUAGGACGUCUAUAUCUGAGUAAGACCGCGAAGGACUUCUCUAGGCAACACCGGCCCCAUAUCAUAUCAUGUUCUUAUAGUGCCAUAACACGCUUCCGGGACACUUUAUUGCAGGGUAGAAUCAUGCUAGCAUAGCAGAAUCGAUUUCAUUAGGAUCAAAUGCUAUCCUCAAACCCUAUAGCUGCCUGCCUGUUCCCAAGAGACCCGUAGCUAGACGGUUAGGUACGAAUAAAUGACAUUUCAUUUCGCAAGAAACUUCUCAUCGAUGACUAUAUU